UUUCACUAGUCUAUAUAAAUUGCUUAAAUUUCAGAAAAGACGUUAUUAAAAAAUAUGUCCACAUAACUAAAAUAAAGAGUUUAAAUGGUACCCGCAAUAACUAUCCUUAUUUAAAUAUGAGGUGUUACACCAUAUUUUUUGUAAAUAGUUUUUAAAUUAUUAACUAUUAAAUUGACAUGGAACAUUAAUCAACUUCAUAAAGAUUCAAACAAAUUGUGAUAUAAGUUAAAGAACCUAAAUCGGAAAGUGUCUUGGUUUUAAAGUAGUUGAGGGAAAAGGAGAGCACUGAAUAAAUUGGCUUUAACUCUGAAAUUAACAGCAGUCAAACACAAAUACAAACACAAACACAAACACAUGAGACGACUCCACAAAUGGACGUUGUAGCUCCACGUAAAACACUAACAAAUACGACUUUCAAAGUUCCAUUCCCUCCCUCCCAACAUUUAUCUUCUCUCUUUUGCUUUUCUCCAUUCUUCUGCAUAAUACUCUCUUUCUCGAGCUACACCUUACACCUAUUACUUUUCUUUUGUCAACAACAACAUUAAUAUAUUCCAACUCCCAAAGAUAUGAAAGAUCAACAGACAGAAGGGUACUGCAAGGAAGCGGCGGCCGGUGAUUAUAAUUCCUCAAAGCGUGACUCUGAUUAUAUACUUCCCCAUCUUCUCAACUUAUAUGCGUCACGUGCCACAAGGCAAGAUUUUGAGAUAUAUGCUCCAAAUGCAACGUUUGAAGAUCCCCUUAUGCGUGCACACGGGAUAAAACAGAUAAAGUCGUCGUUUUAUUCGCUUAACAAGGUCUUCAGUGAAUCAAGAAUCGUGGAAUACAGCAUUACAGAGAAAGAAAUAUCUCCAGGAAAUCAUGAGAUUUUAAUUGACACAAAACAAUAUUACAAAUUCUUGGGGAAAGACAUUCAUAUGAUAUCGCUGAUCAAGUUGUACACCGAAGGAGGAAAGGUUAUUCGUCAUGAAGAUUGUUGGGAUAAGAAACCUUUACGGAAUAAGGACACAGUCAAGGUACCACUCGUUGGGCGUAUGUUGGAGACAUCUCGCAGAGCUUCAAUGCUUUUAACUCAUGCUCUAAUGGGGUUUGGAAAAGACCCCUCCAUGUAAAUUGCUGCGAACUCUAGCUGCAGCUUUAUAAUUAUGUAACAUUAGAUAUAUGUUAUCUUGAGAAUAUGUAAGAUAAUUAUUCAUGUUGAUCCGUUUGGGCUCUGUUGCUAUUUAGGUUGAACCACAAUUGUUUUGUAUUAUAUUGAAAACCUCUUGUGAUGUGAUUCUGAUGUAGAUAUUCUCCUUUUUGUGA
Nicotiana tabacum (common tobacco) is the source of this 1302-nucleotide messenger RNA. RefSeq lists its product as uncharacterized. The record is from RefSeq and is a predicted model, not a curated record. Lineage: Eukaryota; Viridiplantae; Streptophyta; Magnoliopsida; Solanales; Solanaceae.